AUGGAUUUGUCUGAAAAUUUUCACAUGUACAUCUUGAAGGCUUUUCCAGCAAACGCAGUUACAGUUUUUGUGUACUGCAGCUCGGUGACAGUGUUCUUCACAGUAAUAAAGGUGGUCAGUUACCGUCUGCACCUUAUGUUUGAUAAAGGCGAAUGGCUCAGCGGGGUUGUGGUGAAGCAGGCAGAGCUGCACCUGACCCAGAGAGUGGGGCAGCAGCUGGGCAUGAUGGAUGAAGAGCUGCCAACACGGGAAACUAUUGAAGAUCUCAGAGGUGUUAUGGUAUUAGAAGACCAGGCUGCACCACUAGUUUCAUCUACCUCACCCUGUAUCAAAGCAGAUAUAUUGCCUGUUUCUACAGCCUCCACUUCAGGUGCCACCACAUCAGCAAUAGUGACAAAACCAGCUGCUACAGAAAAACUUUCUGGUAAUGGAAUAAAUGAAAAAGGAGAGAAGGGACAGCCUUAUGGACAGCAGGGAUCCCAAGAUGUUCUUGUGGACAGAGAUUUAGCUAAAAACUUCUCCAAUAUUUCUUCAUCACAAGGUGAUAUUUUAAGGACCGGAGUUUCUUCAGAGCCAUGGGACAGUGAAAAUUCAGUUCCUUCAGACCAUUUGAGUAAUCCUAAAAGCUACAAAAGAGAGAAAUUGCCAGAUGGAUCACCACAGACAGGCUUUAACAGUAGCUGCCCACAGUGCAGUGCCAUUGCAGCCAAAGAUCCUGAGCACUUGGAAGGUUUUUGCAAUGCUGGUAAUACCCAUGAGGACCUUGAUUGCUCAGACAGUGAGACUGCUGUUGCAGUUCUGGACAACUCUAUUCCUGGAGACCAGCUAUGUGAGCCCAUUAAAAUUGUCAUCACAAUGAGUACUACACCAAACACCACCCUCAGUGACCUAGUAGACUCUGUCCACCUAAAGGCUCUGGGAACUGAGAGAACGAGCUCAGCCCUCGAGUCUGGUAUAGUGACAGCAGGUUGGCCAAGUCAGCAAACUAAUGAGCAGCUCAGAAUCCCCAUUAUCACUUUUGACCUGUCUGAUGACAGUAAAGGUAAGGCUUUCCCAGAAGUUAGUGAAAGUGAAAGAACUCCAGAAAUUUUAAAGGCUGAGCUGUCAUCCAACCAGUGCUCUGGCUAUGAAUCGGGCGAUGCAGUAAAGGAACACAGCAACCCAGCAAAUAGUCCUUUAGAAACUAACACUUGUUCAGAUCCAAAUCAGGAGAAUGCUUCUGAGAAUGUCCGGACUGUGGAUUUAUCUUCCAAGGAAGACCUGCAGAACCUGGACCCGCAGUCCUGUAGAACCGCUCAUGAAAAGAGGCAUAUGCGGGUGCUGAGCGUAGACAGUGGGACAGAUGUGCUUUUAAGUAAGAAUUUAAUGGAGGUGUCUGACAAAGAAAAGACCUUACCAACUUCUAAAUCAGAUCUAGAAGCUAAAGAAGGACAGGUGCCCAAUGAAUCUAACUUUCUAGAGUUUGUCUCCCUCCUGGAAUCCAUUAAUACUUCAAAGAUGAAGGCAUCUAAUCAAUCCACUGUCAAAAUGGAGAUGACAAAGGAAAAUGGGCUUGUUGGAGAUAGCCAGAUGACGGAGAGAAAAGAAGAAAUGGUGGGAACAGAAAAGCACUGUGAGCAACUUCCUAAACAGGAAAGAUCAGAUGUACAAAGCCAAGAUCGUGCUAGUACUAGUCCGGUGCUACCAGAGUCUGCCAAAUUUGCAGCACUUUACCAGGGCAACAGGCAAAGGCAGAUAAUCUACCGGGUAACUUCUCAGCAAGACAGUUCUGUCUUGCAAGUAAUAAGUGGACCUGAGGCGUCUGUGCAAGAUGAGCUGUCCGUGGAUGCAAUGCACGUGUUCAUAGAUGAAAAUGGGGAAAUUAGAUCCUGUUAUUUAAAGGCUGGCUGUCAGAAGGAAGGAAAUUUUCGACAUCAGCUAUCGAAUUGUGAUUGUAUUUCAAAUGCUCAGUAAGUAAGCCCUUGGUUUUAGAAAUGUUCCAAGUUUUCCUUUCUAGAAG
This is a messenger RNA of Tauraco erythrolophus (red-crested turaco), 1999 nucleotides long. NCBI's taxonomy places the organism in Eukaryota, Metazoa, Chordata, Aves, Musophagiformes, Musophagidae. The record is from RefSeq and is a predicted model, not a curated record.